GACUCAGUCCAACAAAUCUCACGAUUCUUUCACCUUAAUCAAACUCUGCAACCACCCUUCUCCUUUCCCAUGCUCUCCCCUUUUUCUCUUUCUUCUCCAUUGGAAAAGAGAGGGAGACAAAGAGGCUCCCAGUCUCACCUCACCUCACCAUGCUGUUGAAGUCCGUUAACACCUUGGCUAUUGCAACAAUGCUGGGUUUUGCAUUCCUCAUCCUCCUCUUCUUCAGCUUCUUCCAAUACCCAUCUGCAUCCACUUCUAUACCAUCCCUUAACAUGUCCACUUUCCUGAAUCAUCACUCUUCUGACCCCUUCAGGGACCUCUUGGGGGCAUUCAAGAAGUGGGACUCUCAAGUGGGUUGUUCCAGCUUCAGAGAAACCCACAAGGGAUUGAUAAAAAACGGGUCUUCUUCUUUGCAAGACGUUGAUGGUGAUCUGGACUGCGGGGUGCUGCAGAUGCGUCAUGUUGAGAUUUUGGUUAAAGGGUGGACUUGGAUUCCUGAUAAUUUGGAUAAUCUGUAUUCAUGCCGAUGUGGGUUGAGCUGUUUGUGGACCAAGUCUUCGGUUCUUGCUGACAAGCCUGAUGCUUUGUUGUUUGAGACCACCACUCCUCCACUUCAGAGACGCAAUGGAGAUCCACUUCGAGUAUACAUGGAUCUUGAGGCGGGUAGGAAGAGGUCAGGAGUCGAGGAUAUAUUUAUUAGCUAUCAUGCCAAAGAUGAUGUACAGUCCACCUAUGCUGGUGCACUCUUUCAUAAUAAUCGAAAUUAUCAUGUCUCUUCUUAUAAAAACAAUGAUACCCUUGUAUACUGGUCUUCAUCACGGUGUCUUUCUCAAAGGAACCAGCUUGCCAAGAAUCUACUCCGCUUGCUGCCUCACCACUCAUUUGGCAAGUGCUUGAAUAAUGUUGGUGGCCUAGACAUGGCACUUUCCCUCUACCCUGAGUGUGCCAAUAAUGCCAAUGAAGCCCCCAAAUGGUGGGACCAUCUACAUUGUGCCAUGUCUCACUACAAGUUUGUCCUCGCAAUUGAGAACACCAUGACCGAGAGUUAUGUGACUGAGAAGCUAUUUUAUGCUCUAGACUCUGGUGCUGUUCCCAUCUACUUUGGAGCCCCAAAUGUUUUAGAUUUUGUCCCACCACAUUCUAUAAUAGAUGGGACUAAGUUCGGGUCCAUCGCGGAAUUGGCUGCUUAUGUGAAGGCCCUUGCUAAUGACCCUGUUGCCUAUGCGGAGUACCAUGCAUGGAGGAGAUGUGGGGUGCUGGGUAACUAUGGAAAGACCCGUGCGGCAAGCCUGGACACAUUACCUUGCCGGUUGUGCGAAUUUGUGAGCAGAAAAGGUGGGAGAAAUGCAAGAGCCUUGUGACGUUUUGGUGUUGUGUACCUGAUUAACAGGUUUUGGUCCUUGAGUUCCUGGGGUUGUUGAAGUUUAAGUACACUCAAGGAUGACAUAUUGUGUAAAGGAAUAGGAACAGAUUAUAGAGUUGAGAGAGAUGCUAAUUCUGAAAGCAACCCAACUGGAAUUUAUUCAAAUUACCAUUGUUUCCAUUUGUUUCUCUA
Messenger RNA from Vitis riparia (riverbank grape), 1555 nucleotides. RefSeq names its product alpha-(1,4)-fucosyltransferase. The transcript has 3 exons. NCBI's taxonomy places the organism in Eukaryota, Viridiplantae, Streptophyta, Magnoliopsida, Vitales, Vitaceae. Gene Ontology annotation, molecular function: alpha-(1->3)-fucosyltransferase activity. Gene Ontology annotation, cellular component: membrane. The record is from RefSeq and is a predicted model, not a curated record. Bases 150 to 1361 code for a protein of 403 amino acids.